Messenger RNA from Geodia barretti, 1548 nucleotides. NCBI's taxonomy places the organism in Eukaryota, Metazoa, Porifera, Demospongiae, Tetractinellida, Geodiidae. The record is from the annotation of a GenBank genome assembly.
AUGAAUGAACCACAAGACCCUAUACUCGUCGCCCUUUACGCAAGGGUUUCCAGCGAGCGGCAGGACGUAGAUAUUUCCGUGUCGGCUCAGCUACGGGUGCUCAGCGACUACGCCCGGAAGAACGGCUACGCUGUCGCACGGGAGUACGUGGACGAAGCCGAGGGUGGCCGCGUCCCCGCCCGGCCGGAGUCCCGAAGGACGAUCGAGGAGGCCGGAUGUACCGACACUCCCUUCCUGCAUAUCGGGCCCGAGAGACAGCUUUUCCUUGAUGAUCUCCUCAUCGAGAGCCUCGGCGGACUUGAGAUUGUGAUGCAGCGGCCUGUCAAACCGGACGCGCCGGGAGGGGACAGAGCCGUGGGAAAGAGGGAGUGGCCAGCAUAUAUCGGCAAUUCUCUGCACUACGACGAGGAAGACGGUCUGUUCAAGGCGUGGUACGACACGCCGAGAGGGGUCGCAUACGCCACGUCGCAGGACGGCGUCCACUGGGAGAAGCCGAGUCUGGGGAUUCGAGAGUAUGAGGGAUCGACCGACAACAACCUGAUCAGUCCCGGGCGGAACUUCAGCGUCAUCAAGGACGCGAGGGACGAUGACCCGUCGAAGCGGUACAAGGCCAUGUACUGGCACUCACUGCGUGGUUCCAACGCGCCCUGGGGCGGCAAGGGGCACUUCGUGGCGUACUCUCCCGAUGGGGGGCAUUGGACUCCCGACGAGCGGAAUCCGGUCAUCGAUUUUCGCAACGGGCUGACGGACGGACAGUUCGUGCUGGGCUGGGACUCCGAUCACGAUAAGUACGUGGCUUACAUGCGGCCCAACACCUACUUCUUCGAUCCCGACAGGAGGACAUCGGCCUGGAUCGCUAGCGACGACUUCGUCAACUGGGGCCCGCCGGUCUUGGCCGUGGAGCCGGAGGAAACUGACGAGGUCGAGAUCGAGUACUACCGCAUGACCGUGGCGAAGUAUGAGGGAGUCUACUUCGGCUUCAUCUGGGUCUACCACAACGACGUGGUGGAGUUCGCGGACCAGUCGCGCGACUCGAUUCUGGCCGCGAGCCGAAACGGGAUCAGCUGGAGCAAGCCGUUCGGGAGCGAGACCUUCCUUCCAACAGGAGAGCCCGGUGACUGGGACUCGAGGGUGAUCGACGGGGAGCGCCGGGCGUACGGCGUUGGUGUAGCAAAGCUGCGACGCGACGGUUUCGCGCCGGUUAGACCGAAGUCGGGCGAGGGUGCGCUGACGACCGAGCCGCUGACGUUCCUCGGCACGACGCUCCACCUGAAUGUCGAGAGCUCACGGGGCAGGGUCGAGGUGGAAGUGCUCGACCAGAGAGGCGAACCGGUCGAAGGCUACUCACGCGCGGACUGUGUGCCCAUCUCGACCGACUCGACGGACCACACGGUGAAGUGGAGCGGCGACAGAGACCUCGUCCAUGCCACCGACACGCCUGCCGACAUAGGGGGCGAGACAAGGGCCUUCAGGUCGAGGCUCAGGAAGCCGGUGAGGCUAAGGUUCAACCUGAAGGACGCGAGUCUGUACUCGUUUUGGGUGGAUUGA